AUGGACACAUUGCCGUCAGAGAUCAUCACUCGAAUACUGGAAUACUUGCCAUUUGAUGAUCGACGAGAACUGGCUAGAGUCAAUAAAUUGUUUUAUCAUGCUUCAUGUCACCCAGUAUUCUUAAGAAAAGAGUUACUUAAUUAUGAGUCAUAUUAUGAUGCCAGUCGGAAUAGCUUUAACGCUUUUGAAAAUAUGUUGUUGCAAUCAAGAAGAAAAUUGUUAUGUUUGAAAUUUUUUCAUACAGCUUAUAUAGAAGAGUUUACCAUUUUCACAAACUUAGGGAAUCGCAUUAUAUCACUAAGUUUAAAUAAUUUUGAUUCGCUAAAUGAUUUAUUUCUAGAUGCUAUUACACAAUGCUGUAGUAAUCUCGAAAAAUUAGAACUUAUAAAUGUGCUGAAUUUCCAUUUAACUGAUAAUGACCGUAAACCAAUACUCAAAUUGUGCAGUAUAACUUUAGAUAGAGUUAGAUUAUUUGAUAGAGAGUUUAAUUUAAUUAUGAAACUUGCUCCAAAUUUAAAAGAUUUAAGUAUUCUUGGUUGUAAUUUAAUUGGUUCAAGUGCAAUCAUAAAAAGGUUUUAUCCCCACAACAGUAAUCAUAUUGAUUGUUCAUUUUCCAAGUAUAAUUCAAAUCAUAUUUUUUCGGAGGAUAAUAUUGUACACCAUUUAAAUAAUUUUGUUCGCUUAAAUAGCCUUAAAUUAAAUUGUGGUGUUAGUAUAUUUUAUCGGAUUCAACCCAUACAACUUGAAAUUAAAUCAUUGUCGUUGAAUUUUGAUCAAACAAUUUACAGUGAUUUCAUUGACUAUAAAAAGUUAAAUUUAGUAUUAAAUCAAUAUGUAUUUUUAGAACAAUUAAAAAUAAUUAGCUUACCUAUUUGUAUGUUAUCAAUUAUAUCUAAUUUAUAUAAUCUUAGACACUUAACAUUAAGUUAUAGUGCUCAUGAAUCGAAUUACUCAGUUUCUGGUGAUUACAUUAAAUCAUUUGUGGAAUCGUUAAAAAAUCUGAAAUAUUUAAGGACAUUAUCAUUUAAUAGAGGUUUUGAUUUGAUUAAUCAUCUUGAACUUCCAAUAUAUCCGUUUCUGGAAUGCACGCUGAAGUCUCUUACAUCAUUAGACUGUUCUCUUGAUUCAAAUCUAGAAGUACUAAAAUUUGGUACAAAUUUAACAAAUUUACGAAUAAGAAAUGGUGGUAUUCUUAAAGUCGAAGAUUUACAACUAUUAUUCAGAAAUUUCACUUAUUUAAAGCAUUUGUGGAUUGAAAAUUGUUCUGUAUUAAAUGAUGAAAUUUUCAUUAAACUGCCAAUAUCUAAUCUGAAAGAGUUGAUUACUUUAAAGAUAAUACCAUCAAAUAUUUCACACCGAUGCUUGCAACACAUUACAAAUUCAAGAUUAAAAGUUUUGACACUCACUAAUAUGUCAUUAGAACCGUGUUCGACACAGGCAGAAUUAAAUGAAUUCAAACACAGUGUAGAAAUGUUGAGUCGUGCUGUUCCUAAGUUAACUGAACUUAAUAUUGGUCCACAUAGCAUGAGUAUGAAGACAAUUGGUGAAUCAUUAGAUGUUACAAAUUAUUAUAAGAAUAGUUUUAAGGCAUCACUGACAACAUAUUUUAAGUGGCUGAAGGUUAUGAAACUUUGGUAA
Molecule: messenger RNA, 1638 nt
Organism: Macrosiphum euphorbiae (potato aphid)
Lineage: Eukaryota; Metazoa; Arthropoda; Insecta; Hemiptera; Aphididae
Source: the annotation of a GenBank genome assembly